AUGCGCAACGCGAGCGGCGAGCGGGCGGGGGCCAUGCCGGACGGGGCGGACCCGUGGGCCGAGUACCCCUUCUCCGCGCCGGUGCUGACCGGCAUCACGGUCACCUGCGUGCUGCUCUUCGUGGUGGGCAUCGGCGGCAACGUCCUGACCAUGCUGGUAGUGUCGCGCUGCCGGGCCAUGCGGACCACCACCAACCUCUACCUGUCCAGCAUGGCCUUCUCCGACCUGCUCAUCUUCCUGUGCAUGCCCCUCGACCUCCUGCGCCUCUGGCAGGCGCGGCCCUGGACCCUGGGCGACCUGCUGUGCAAGCUCUUCCAGUUCGUGAGCGAGAGCUGCACCUACUCCACCAUCCUCAACAUCACGGCACUGAGCGUGGAGCGCUACCUGGCCAUCUGCUUCCCGCUGCGCGCCAAGGUGGCCAUCACCAAGGGCAAGGUCAAGCUGGUCAUCCUCGGCCUCUGGGCCGUGUCCUUCGCCAGCGCCGGGCCCAUCUUCGUCCUGGUGGGGGUCGAGCACGACAACGGCACCAGCCCGGCCAGCACCGAGGAGUGCCGCGCCACCGAGUAUGCCAUCCAGUCCGGCCUGCUCACCGUCAUGGUGUGGACAUCCAGCGUCUUCUUCUUCCUGCCCGUCUUCUGCCUGACCGUGCUCUACAGCCUCAUCGGGAGGAAGCUGUGGAGGAGGAAGAGGAAGAACAUGGGGCCCAGCGCCUCGGUCAGGGACAAGAACAACAGGCAGACUGUCAAGAUGUUAGCGGUGGUGGUGUUUGCUUUCAUACUCUGCUGGUUGCCUUUUCAUGUGGACCGAUACUUGUUUUCCAAAUCUUUUGAGGCUGGAUCCUUGGAGAUAGCUGUAAUUAGCCAGUAUUGCAACUUGGUGUCCUUUGUCCUCUUCUACCUUAGUGCUGCCAUCAACCCCAUUCUGUACAAUAUUAUGUCUAAGAAGUAUCGAGCUGCUGCUUGCCAACUGUUUGGACUCAAACCACUCCCAAAGAAAAGACUCUCUGCUACAAAACAAGGAAGUGCUCUCGCUUGGACAGAAUCUAGUGUUAUUACCUGACAACUGAUUGUAAGUGCUGAAGCAUCCCUUACCAGUCCUGCCCAGAAAGCCAUAAGAAAAGGAAAACAAGCCCAAACUGCUCAAAGAAAAGUGUAAAGCGGUAUCUCUUUUCAUCAUCAGGGGUUGCUGAAAGUUAUAAUAUAGACAGUUAAAGGUAAGAAAAAAAUGAGUUGAGUUCUGGGCUUGUACAAGGAGAUUUAUGUUUGCAAAACUCGGCAAUAUUCUCCUACUGCCUUUAUUGCAUUUUGGGGGGAGGUUUUGAGGGGGAGGGGGGUUUGCAGACACUGGGCACAUGCACACAAGAUGCUUAC
Molecule: messenger RNA, 1370 nt
Organism: Gavialis gangeticus (Gharial)
Lineage: Eukaryota; Metazoa; Chordata; Crocodylia; Gavialidae
Gene: GHSR
Product: growth hormone secretagogue receptor
Exons: 2
Coding region: 1-1059 (352 amino acids)
Biological process (GO): hormone-mediated signaling pathway; G protein-coupled receptor signaling pathway
Cellular component (GO): plasma membrane
Molecular function (GO): growth hormone secretagogue receptor activity
Source: RefSeq, a predicted model, not a curated record